Molecule: messenger RNA, 3040 nt
Organism: Psylliodes chrysocephalus
Lineage: Eukaryota; Metazoa; Arthropoda; Insecta; Coleoptera; Chrysomelidae
Source: the annotation of a GenBank genome assembly
CCUGGAUUUGUUAACAGCUAUAUUAGCUAGACCAACUCUAAAUAUUUUGGUAUUGUCUAGUAAGAUAUUUGGAUUAAUAAUCGAUAUUAUUUCGGCUAACUUUGACUUCUCAGUAUUAGAAUCGUUAAAUUCAGCCAGAACAAAGAUCAUAACAUUCUUCUUUCGGUUUUAUCUAUCGGCCAUUUCUGCAAUUAUCUGAUUAAAAUAUGAAAUGUUUUCGGAAUUGUCUCUUUGACUGCUUACAUUAGUUGCAUUUAGCUGUUCUAGGUCCCUUUUCAUUUCAUCUACUUCUGGUGUAGCUUCAUUAGCUUGUGAUGAAGUUUUGUCCAGUUUUGUCUUCAAUUCCUCAACAGUCUCUCUGAGUGUUGUUAUUUCUUUUUCUAAUACCAUUAUUUUCUUUUUCCACGAUGCUUAAAUGCUUUGCAACAGUCAUCGCAGAAGAAAAUGACGACCCUUUGUUUCUGCAGAAGCAUAGCCCUGUGCUCAAUUGGAGUCACAAUACUGCAGGUUUUGGUUAUAUGAAAAGGAAUCUUACAGCAAUCGCAAAAAUGUAGUCUUCUGAAUCAUCAAUGCCUUUACUACAAGUUACACGAGUAAUUAGCGGUAUUGCGGAAUGAAUUAAGUUAUUUAUUAUAAAUUUUCUGUUAAAAUAUUUAGUACGCCACUGGACAACUAAAAUCUAUUUAUUAGUUCCUUUAUCUUAUCUUCAUCUAUUUAAAACAAAAAAGCAGUUCUUCACUUUAAUGAUUAAAGUUUGUUUCAGUAACAACUUGUUAUUAUUAUUAUUUCACAUUAGAGAUUAUAAGAUGGGUGUGUAAACAUUUUACCAAUAUACGUACCUGGAAAACAAUGAAUGACUCAUUUGUUUAAAUUCUUCAUAUGAUUCAGGCAACAGGAGAGAGUUCAAACCAGAACAAAUCUAGUCGCGGUCGCUUAGAAGCAAGUUUCGCGCCAUUAUUUAGCGAAAAAAUCAUCACAUUUUCUUUUAGGCAGGUUGAUUUAAUUGAAAUGGUAUGGUUUAAUGGGAAGCCUAGGCACUUACCUACUGCCACCGGACCAUUUAUUCCAGGAUGUUCGGACAUUAUGUUGGAUUACAAUAAAACUGGAUUAUUUUUAAGACUAUUUUAUCCAACCAAUGUCAAAAAAACUGAUGAUGAAAAUUGGAGCAAGUGGAUACCAUGGCUUCCAAACCAUUUAUAUUUAAUUGGAAUGUCUGUAACUAUAAAAGUACGUCUGUAUUUACUACGUCUGAUAUUUUGGUGGUAUGGUAAUUAUCACAUACCAGUUUUGUAUGGAGAAAAAGUAAAGACCGAGGAAAAUAUGAAAUGCAUAAUUUUUUCUCAUGGCUUAGGAGGUAGUCGAUUUUUGUAUUCCAAAAUAUCCAUUGACUUAGCAUCACAUGGAUUUUUGGUUGCAUGCUUAGAACAUAGGGACAAUUCCUCUUGUCACACCUAUUACUAUAGCAGCCAAGAAGAUGCUGCAGAGAAUAAGAAGACUGUUAUAGAUUUUCAACAUAUACCAUUCGGGGAAAACCACUAUGAAAAACGAAAUGCACAAAUAAAACAAAGAUCUAUAGAAUGCAUAGAGACAAUCGAUUUUUUUAAGAGGUUGAAUAGCGGCACAGUACCAAAAAAUAUUUUGGACGAUGUUGAAGAAAGAAAAGAUAAUAAUUUUCGUUUGGAUGAUCUAGUAGGCAAAAUAGAUAUUAAUAAUUUUACGCUAUUUGGUCAUUCUUUUGGAGCGGCUACAGUUUUAUAUACUUUACCUAAGAGAAAAGAGAUUAAACAAACCGUGUUAUUAGAUCCGUGGAUGUUCCCUAUAAAAAAUGAAAACAUCCACGAAAUUGUCGAUAUACCACUACUGUUUGUCAAUACUCAAACUUUUCAUAUAGAUUCAAACGUCAAAGCAAUGGCUAAGUUUAUGACAAAGAAUAAUAGAGAGAUGUAUACUAUUCGUCAGAGCACACACGAAAACCAGACUGAUACUGUCCUUAUCAGCAGGUAUUGGUUGAAUUUAUUUAUGAAAAAAAUAGACCCUCAACAAGCAAUGAGAAUUAAUAAUGCUCUUGUUUUAAAAUUUCUUCAUCAGUUUGUUAAUACUCCUGCGGAUGUAGAACAAUAUAAAUCCUAUUUACAUCAAAAUGCGCAACAUUUUGAAGAAGGUUUAACCAAACCAUGGAAGAAAUAAAUAUAUUAUUGUAACAAUUUAAUAAAAUAAUCGUUUUUUUUUUCAAUUUGAAUCUAUUUUAUUAUUAUUUAUAUUAUUCUUUGAGCAUUUGCCAAAACUUGGUACGAAUCAGAACCAUAGACAUCACAAAACAUACAUCUGUGGAUCCACCAUUCAUUAGACUGGAACCUCCGGUAUUUUCUAGAAUAAUUGUUAUCUAAGCGCUUUCAUCUUCAUUACCAGUGCAUUCUAGAAUGAAUGAUUUAAAUUUGAUUACAAUUAAAGUAAUUACAAGGUGUCGCCCUAAAUAACCUGGACUAGACAACAUUUAGCGUGUCUAAAUAGAUAAUUAAAAAAUAUUUUUUUAAUUGACCCACUUUCAAUGUGUUCUAAUCUUAUAGUGAUGAAUUUACUAUAUAAAAUUGAUUUCAUAUAAUUAUUUUUUUAAAGUAAAUUAAUUUUAAAAAUAGACAUGCUAAUGCGUCACCUUAUCAUUGUUUUUCAAUAUGUAUAUGCAUAUAAAUACAGGGUUACUCAUUAAUAAUAAGGCAUAACAUGUAGCAACUGGAGAUAUUGUACUCGCCAGCUAUGAUGAAUUUUUUAGGUCUUAAUAGCCACUGUUUUAGGAAUAUUAGUUGGUGUGACAAAUCAAUAGCUUCACCGGAGGGUCUGGUAGGGUUAUAAAUGCGUGACUUAACCUCAUCCUAGUUGGCGGUUACAAUUUCAUUAUUUAUAGUCUAGAGAAGAAAGGAGUGCAGUAAUUUAAUUUUCAGAACGUAGUACCUACAGGUUUAAGAGGUAGAUAUUUAUUUAUACCUCAUCCUUCAAUGCUUAUUUGUAGUUAAAAUGAAAAUUUUAAUACAUUUGAUGAGCC